UCGAUCUGUCCCACGAUCUCGUCUCGUCCAAGCCGCCACACCCUCGCCUUGCUCCAUCCACUCGUCCACGGGAGAAAAGACAACCCUAGCGGCGCCCCGGGCCGGCAGCAAGCAGCAGCUUAGGCGAGGCCGCGAGGGUGCGACGGCCAGCAGCAGCGAGCGCGGGGGCGGCACCGCGGCGGCCAGCAGGAGCUUCGAGCGCGCGUGGGGGCGGGGGCCUCUUCCAGGUGGGCAGCAGGAGGGCGCGCUGUUCCCGGCCGCCAGAAAGAGAAGAUGGACAGGAAGGGGAAAGGAAUGGCAAAGAAGAAGGGCAUAGAUUUGAAGAGAUACUUUGAGGUACUUGGUGGCAGUCGCAGCAGCUCCAACUCCAAUCCAAGUACCCGGGAAAGUGGCAAUGCUCUGGGCCAAUCUGUUCAUCAAAAUCAAGCAAGUACCGUGGAAACAGAGAAUGCAAAUUCUUUGCCCUCUCAACAAGUGGAAGAAGAGAUUCCAGAUUCCGUGGAAGCCAUAGUUGAGGAGAAUGUUGAGGUUCUAGGAGAUGAAGGUAUAACGUGUGAGGUUUCAGAUUCCAUGGAAGCAAGUACUGAUGAAGUACCGUUGCCUGGGUCUUCUACGCGCCAUUAAAACUUGCCUGGGUAUGUUUUAGGUUGUUCGUCUAUUUAAAAUGUGUUUGCAUUUUCAUUUUACUUGGCUAUUCUGUUUAGGAUUAUAUGAAAAUAUUGGUGUGCACUGUUGGUUCGUAUUAUUUAUGUUGG
Messenger RNA from Triticum aestivum (bread wheat), 755 nucleotides. RefSeq lists its product as uncharacterized. NCBI's taxonomy places the organism in Eukaryota, Viridiplantae, Streptophyta, Magnoliopsida, Poales, Poaceae. The record is from RefSeq and is a predicted model, not a curated record. The transcript has 2 exons. Bases 274 to 624 code for a protein of 116 amino acids.